AUGGAUCAGCUAGGAAACAACAACGCUGCAGAGAUGGAAAAUCUAUUGGAGAAAGAAUCCAUGCCUUUGAAUGAUAAAGUGUUGAGCCAUGAUGUUCCAAGAGAAUCAGAUAGCUCUUGUGCCAAAAGAAAAGCAGAAGAAACAUCCCAUUUCGAGAAAAAACGCAAAGGACUCUUUACCGAAGAGGCUAUUCCAAAGGAACUCACUCACAUGGGAAACAAUGUCUUUGUGGGACCCAGCAUUUACAAGGGAAAAGUGACUGUGCACAUCCGAGAGUAUGCCAAAUAUGGUAAAGCUUACUAUCCGACAAGACGUGAACUUUGA
Stegodyphus dumicola is the source of this 324-nucleotide messenger RNA. RefSeq lists its product as uncharacterized. Lineage: Eukaryota; Metazoa; Arthropoda; Arachnida; Araneae; Eresidae. Gene Ontology annotation, molecular function: DNA binding. The record is from RefSeq and is a predicted model, not a curated record. Gene Ontology annotation, biological process: regulation of DNA-templated transcription.